AUGUCGGUCUCGUCGUCAACGCAAGCGCUCGAGUACCUGGAGGGUCUGCCGCUGGCGACGCACAAGAAGCUCUAUGAACAGCCUAGUACGGUGCUUGCGGUGUUUCGCUGCAUGCUGCCGCAUUUGGCCAAGUCUAUAGUCAUGGCCCUGCUGUACAUGCCCACCUCACUCCCUACCACCGACCUCGACGCCUGGUUUAAGUCCACCGCGCGCAAGGAGAAGGAACAGGCGCUCUUUAUUCUCGAUUGUCUGCACAUAAUUACGCAGCAGCGCAACGACGACGGCAAGACCUCUUCGUGGGCAUUGACGCCAGGCUUCCAACGGAGCUUGCGCAAUGCGCUUGAAGGUGCCGGCUCGCACUGUUCGUUUGGUGUGCCGGCGACUCGGGAGGAAAGUGGAGGCAAAAAAGUCAGCGUUGAGUUUCUGGACGAGUACUCGAGGGGGCAAUGGGAAGGCAUACUGUACUAUCUUGUUAGCGGCGCUGCGGGACUGCGCAGCGACAGUAUAUCCAGGGCGGAAGUUGGGCCAGGGACCAAGAAGUUGUUGAUGGAGGGCGAUUUGGUGAGGGUUAUACAUGGGACUCCUAGAAUAACAAAGGACGGAUUCUCGUUUGUGCUGCAGGAGACGAAUGCGCAGGUCUGGAGUCUGCUCAUCGUCUACCUGAAGAUGGUCCAUGAGCUUGGAAUGUCUGAAACAGAGGUCCUCUCUUUCCUCUUCAUGCUGGGCUCUCUCGACCUUGGCCGCGACUACUCCAUCUCAACACUCUCUGACACCCAACUGCAAAUGCUCGACGACCUCUCCGCAAUGGGCCUCGUAUACCGCACCUCCAAAGACGCACGAACAUUUUACCCCACCCGCCUGGCCACGACCCUAACCUCGGACUCGGGCAGCGCCAUGUCUGCCUCAAGCAACGACAUCGCCCAAGCCAACCAAGGCAACGCCGGCACCCUCGCCACCGCAAACAAAGGCUUCAUCAUCAUCGAAACAAACUACAGACUCUACGCCUACACCAACAGCCUCAUCCAAAUUGCCAUCCUCAGCCUCUUCACCAAACUCCAACACCGCUUCCCCAACCUCGUCUCCGGCAAACUAACAAAAGAAAGCGUGCACAAGGCCGUCUCGGCAGGCAUCACCUCUGCCCAAAUCAUCUCCUACCUCUCCACCUACGCCCACCCGCAAAUGCAAAAAAACGUCUCCUUCAUCCCGCCCACGGUCAUGGACCAGAUCCGCCUCUGGGAAUACGAGGGCGAGCGCGUCGAAGUCACGCCUGGGUUUUUGAUGAAGGAUUUUGGCUCUGAUGCAGAGUAUCGCGAUGUCCUGGGCUAUGCGGAUGCGCUGGGUGUGCUCGUCUGGAGGCGCGAUGAGCAGCGGUGCUUUUUUGUGAGCCAGAUUGAGCAGAUUACGGCGUAUUUGAAGAAGAGGAAGGAGAAUAGGGAGAUGGGGAGGAGGUGA
This is a messenger RNA of Plenodomus lingam JN3, 1452 nucleotides long. RefSeq lists its product as uncharacterized. NCBI's taxonomy places the organism in Eukaryota, Fungi, Ascomycota, Dothideomycetes, Pleosporales, Leptosphaeriaceae. Gene Ontology annotation, cellular component: transcription factor TFIIH core complex; transcription factor TFIIH holo complex. Gene Ontology annotation, biological process: nucleotide-excision repair. The record is from RefSeq and is a predicted model, not a curated record. Gene Ontology annotation, molecular function: double-stranded DNA binding; ATPase activator activity.